UUUGCAUGCUAAUCCUGCAGAGAACAGAGUAUGCUGGGUCAGCGAAACCAAGAAACUUGUGCUGGAAAGACAGUAUCCACAGAUAAACACAGAUGCUCUUCGGAUGUAAUACAAGGUUUUCAGAAGAAAAGUCAGUUUAGGACCAUUGCUCCAAAAAUGGUACCAAAAACGUUAACUUCUGGAGUGGUUUCUUGUCUUCAGUCAUCUUUGCCUGAGCAAAAUACACCAACUUCAGCUGCAGGUUCUAAACAGCUGGUGGUACCAACUCAAAACUAUGCUGUCAUGCAGCUGGCUGGUCAUGAGGGGACUUUUUCUCUGUUGGCCUUGCCAUACGUUGCCCCUGCCCUAACGCAGCCAGUCCAGCACUCAAAUGUCUCUCCCUCUGAAAACCUAAAGCUGCCUAUUCCUAGGUAUCAGUCUGUAAGAAAUAAAUUAUUGAGUGACAAAAAACCAGCACAGAUGCCUUUUCUGGCUGCACAUAAGAUUCCUACCAAAGCAUCAAUCUCAUCACGGGCUGGCCCCAUGACUACCUUAACUGAAGACUGUUCUGAAACUCGUCAUAGUUCAGAUUCAGCUGAGCAGAUGAUGCUGGCAGGCCGUGACUCAGCUGAAAUUACAGUUGCCACAUUAGUAAAUAAAAGCAAUUGUGUGGAAUCUGCGUCUCCUUUAUUGAAUAAGACUGAAAUAGCUAGUGGUAAUGUUUCUGUACCAUCUGUAGUUAAAAACUCUUUAUCCAAGCCAGCAAGUACAAUUAAUCCCUUGAAACUAAGUCUGCACUCUACGAAGACAGCAUCUGAAACCACAAGAGAGUCAUUGCUAAUAUCUGAGAAACUAAAGGAAAAACCCACAAAUUCUGCUAAUUCUGUUGCUGUCCUGUCACCAGCAGUUUUUGGCAGUACAAUACAGAUGACUCCAUCAGCACCAAAAGGAAAACUUCCUAUUUUGCCUUACUCAAGGAUAAAAAAUUCAGCAUUCUGUAAAUCCAAGCACAAUACUAGUGUUACGGAUGCAUCUGGUCCUUCACUAAGAUCAGAGAGUGAAAAGAUACCAGCCUCGGUGGAAACCUUUCAUGUUCCUGCUAAAGCAUCUGAUAAGCGAUCAGCUGUAUCAUUUUCACAAGUCCCCAAACAAACCACUCAGGAAAAUACUUUCUCUCCAUCCAGUAAAGCGGAGGUCGACAGUCUUAAAAAAUUGAAUGGUGCAGCCUCUAAAAGAAGAAGUAUGAAAAGGAGAGCCCCAGAUGAUUUGUUAACUUUCCAGACCAAGCGAAAGAAAUGCAUCAUUAAUAAGUUUAGGGAAGGAAGAGAAAGGGUGAAAGCUGAUCCACCUGAAGACAAAAAAGCAGAGGCAGUGAAAAAAUACCGUAGCAUUAGACCAAAGCCAGUGGUAGUUGUGCAGGCUUUUGCACCACUGACUUCUGCAGCAAUAGUAGGGACACCAUCUCCUGGCCAUUUAGACCAGGAUAUUUUUUUAAAUAGUUCACUUCCCAACAAAUAUUUAGGUUACAAGCAUAGUGAUGCUACACCAGCUAAAUCAGGUGAUUUAAGUAGCAAUGCGGGUUCAACCAUACCUAAGCCAUCACAUAAAUGUCAUGUUUGUAACCACAUCUUCCAGUUUAAACACCAUCUUCAGGACCACAUGAACACCCACACGAACAAACGCCCCUACAGCUGCCGGAUCUGCCGCAAAGCCUACAUCCACUCCGGGAGCCUGAGCACACAUAUGAAGCUUCAUCACAAUGAAGGCAAACCCAAAAAACUUGUGUGUUGUGAGUUCUGUGCUAAAGUUUUUGGCCAUGCAAAAGUAUAUUUUGGUCACCUAAGAGAAGUGCACAGGGUUGUUAUCAGCAUGGAGCCUUCUACUAGCAAGCAACAGCUGCAAGAUGCAUUAAAGAAGAGAGACACAAAUAUAAAAGAAGCAGAAGAAGCAACAGAGAGGGGAAAUAAGUGCAAUUUUGAGGACCUAUUCCAUAACCCAGAAGUGAAAUUACAGAUCAAAUGCGGUCGAUGCCUUUUUAUUGCACAGUCUUUUGGUGAAAUGAAGUUCCACUUACUGUGCUCUCAUGGUGAAGAGAUCCAGGGAAGAGUAAAGGAAGGGACUUUUCAAGGAAAUAGAGGAACUAAGGGGGAAAUGAUCAAACAUGCAAACCACUUCUGGAAACAGCGCAGCGAGAGAAGACAUUUAGCAAAAUGCAGUGCCCAUGAGGAGGAGCUUUAUGCUCUUCCAAAACUGAAAAGACAGAUAUAUUUUCACCAUCAAAAUAAUGUUGAUAUGUUACGUAAAAGCGAACUGACUCAGCCAGGAAGUAGUGACACAGCCAGGGAGAUGCAAAACGUAGGUUUUGGUACACCAAGCAAAAAAAUAGAAAUUUGGUCUAAAGCAGGCUAUAACUGCAUUUUAUGCAAACAGUUAUUUGGAAGAAAAGAUGAUCUUUGUAACCAUUGGCAGAGUCAUCAUAACUGUGAAGACCCUUCUACUUUAUGGACAAUUUUUAGUUCGUUAUCAAAACAAGGAAUUACUGAACUCUCCAAUACUGGUGAAUGUUGAAGCUCGACUCUACAAGACUAUGAAAAACAUCAACUACCUUACCAAAUUUUUUAUGGUUCUUUGCUAUGUUGCUCAACUAAUUCAACAGAUGUAUCACUUCAGAGGUUUGUUUUUUUGUUGUUACAGGGGUUUUUUUGUUUUGUUUUGGUUUUUAAGUUAUGCUAACCCUUAUUUUGUUAAAUACAAAAUGUAUUUGUCCUGUAGCAUCCCAAAGGCUCACAUGCAAGCCAAUCAGCAGCAUGCAAAUAUGCAGUACUAAUUGUUAACAUCAAGGAAAAAGAUUCUCAAGUUUAAUUAUACUGUACACACAGAAAUAAAUCUGUUUAUAUGAAGUAAUCUCAAUCUGGAAUGAGAUGACAAACCAGACAUAAAGUGUAGCUUCAGUACCAACUGUGCUUCCAGAUUUUAAGGUAAAUCCAUAGCUCCAUGCAGUUCUCUGAAUCAUUUGAAUGUGCAUACAUGUAGCUAGCCUUCAAGUGCUUUGUAAUAAAUAAUUUAAGAGCUUUUAA
Molecule: messenger RNA, 3056 nt
Organism: Calypte anna (Anna's hummingbird)
Lineage: Eukaryota; Metazoa; Chordata; Aves; Apodiformes; Trochilidae
Gene: ZNF438
Product: zinc finger protein 438
Exons: 3
Coding region: 31-2547 (838 amino acids)
Biological process (GO): regulation of transcription by RNA polymerase II
Cellular component (GO): nucleus
Molecular function (GO): DNA-binding transcription factor activity, RNA polymerase II-specific; sequence-specific DNA binding
Source: RefSeq, a predicted model, not a curated record